UUAUAUCUAUGUUUAGUCCAUUUUGGAGUAAACUCCUGAGCCUGGCUGCCUCUGCCUUCACGCCUCAGCAGGAGCAGCAGCAGCAGGAGCAGGAGGAGCAGCAGAACGGAGACGAACUCAGAGGAACCGAGAAGAGCUGAGAGGAUAAACACUAUGCGCUUUCAUUCCUGACUCUUCGCCAUCAUGUGUUUUGAAUGCACUGAGUUGUUGUGGAUUACUGUAUGAUGAGCAAGAGGUUUGGAUUUGUACAGCACCAUGGCCGCUCUGCUCAUCGCCCUUCUGCUCUUUCUGUCUGUGGGAUACAUGUUCAUCCUGAUCUGCAGAUGGCUCUUCUGCAGGCUGGCGGUGCGAUUCUUUCAUAACGUCCUGAAAGCAGAGUUGAAAAUUAAAUCGUUGGGUCUCCUUUCACUUAGAGGAGUCAGCGUACAGUUCUUGUCUCAGCAUACACUGGAAAUAGACAGAAUAUGGAUUUCAAGCAAAUUAUUCAACCAGGACUUGCCGAGAUACUUGGCACUAUGUGUGGGUGAGACUCGGGUACGGAUUGACCUGCAGGAGCCUCUCAGGCCACAAGCGACCCAGAAUCCGGAUGGAAAUCCCAGCAAGUCACCUGUUAGUCCUUCAACACUGCGCUCUUUGUCCCAGAUGCUGUCACUUCAUGUUGGCUCUUUGAACGUGAUGGUUCUGAACCUGCUGCUGCCGGAGUCCCUCUGGCACAUGACAAGCACCGCUAUAACUCUUCUGCUCGAUCACCAGUCCAAGAGGUUGGCCUGGGAUUUUACUGUGGGACAGAUCAGCAGUAAAGUUUUAAAAAGCAGCAGGCUGCAGGACACGUGUCUGGCGGAGGUGUCUCUGGGCUUGGCUGUGAGUGGUGAUGUGAGCUUGCCCGACUUGCGCCCUGGCCAGCUGGCACUCAGCGUGAGGACGCUGUUGGCAGAACUGCAUGAAGGACUCUUCCAUUCUCAGCUGCUUCUUCCGAAAGCAGGUUCUAUUACAGAGACUGAUACUCCUGCACUAAAAGAGGAUGCACAAGAACAUGCAGAAGAUGAGUAUUUCGAGGUGAAAGCCAUAGAGAAGGUUUACCGUACGAUUCCCCAGAAGGUCAAUGUGGAGUUUGAGAACACUAACAUAACCCUCUCGAUGCACAGCCAGAAGCGGCACCUAAACUGGACACUGAAAUCUUUAAAGCUGGACUACGACUGUGAUGAGGAGCAACUUCCCCUGAAAGGGCUUGCUCCUGAACUCAAAUUCCCUCACAGCCGUGUAGAUCUCUUGCUGGAGGAUGGUCUUCUUCUUUCACAAAGCCGGCAACGGAUUAUAUGUCUCACGUCACUAAAAACUGCGCUGCAGGUGACAUCUUUAGAUAUCUGUGGCUCAGUGACAGUCAGCACGUGCAUCAUCCACUACCGCCAGCAGGAGUUCUCUCACUGGCUAGACUUGUUCCCAUGGGAACAGCUCAUUCAUAGGAAGGCCACUCACCGGAAAAAGCGUUUUCCUCUCCUGGACGUUCCUGUGAGAUUCAGCUCUACUGUGUCAAAUGUUAAUGUGUCUAUUCAGCUGGGAGACACUCCCCCCUUCGCUCUGGGUUUUAUUUCUGUCAGUUCAGAACUGCAGUAUUUCGUGGAUUCCACGAAACAAGACAAAAGCAUGACACUGUCCUUGGACCAUUUUUGGUGGAGGGUGGGCCAAGGCUCUCACAUCCAGCAAGCUCCUCAUCCACCAGGCAAACAUGUGUGGGGCGAGGCAUUCAUCGUGGACUCUUUCACAAUGCAGGGCAGCUACAGUAAUUCCCAGAGUGUGGACUCCAGUUCCUCAGCCAGUGUCUGCGUGGAGUCUAGUUUGCAGGGCCUACAGAUGGAGCUCUCUGAGACCUGUGCUCUGUGCCUCUCUCGCCUUUUCUCUGUCUUUAACCUGGGCCAAGCUCAAAAUUCACUCGCUCCGGCUCCGUCCGUUUCACAAGAGUCAGCAUCUCAAUUGCCUCCAGUUUUGAAACUUCAGCUCAACCUGCAGGAUGUCAACAUGUUCACGCUCUCCAAUGUAGCAGGAGCUGUGGUAUUUCGGAUGGAUAAAGUAGGAGCCACUAGCUCUGCUGAGAGCUUACAAGUAUUGGUACACGGUGUGGCUCUGUCUAUACUAAAGUCACUCAGCGAGAGCACUGAGCCGUGCCACCCUGCAGACCAGGCCUGCAACCCUGUUGUCAGUCUCAGCAGCCUCACCGUGGUCUACCUGAACACCAACCACACACUGGAGAUGAAGAGUAAAAAUGCUUUGGCCCUGCAGUGGACUCCAUCUGACCACAUGUUUCUGUAUCAGCAUGUCUGUGAAAGUCUUAGCUGCUGGAACGCUCUACAUGCAGUGCUAGGCGUAAAUCAGAAAGAAGUCACCUUACCCUCUCCACCCUCUUCUGCUUUAAAAAGCCUCAGCAUGCGUUUUGUUCUGGCCAGUACCCAGCUCACAGCACAUGUCGCCGAGAACAACUUCGUUAUUUUGCGAGCUGAGGCUCUGUCUAUUUCCAAGAAGCCUGGAGCUACUCAUCUCAAAUCUCCUCAGGUGGUGCUUAACUUCGAUGGCAAUGACAUUUUUACAUUCUCUGAGCCAGAGGUGAACAUGUUUGAUAAGUCAGAUGAGCGACAGCAGCAUCGCAAUCGCUUCUCGUUUCUGUCAGCAACACACAACCGUGCCUGGCUGUUUUCUUUCCCGGUGCUCACUGUGGAAUUUCCUUACCAGUACAACUUCUCCAGCACUUUUGACAAGGCAGUCAGUGUCCAGAAAUGGCUGAAGAGCCUCCACAGAACCGCUUCCACCGAGCCUGAGCGCCUUACCCCUGACCUCUUCUUUAACAUAGACCAGUUCUCCUUCGUCUUCCUGGAUGACGUGUUCGAGAUCAAACUGCGGGACAACUAUGAGCUGAUGAAGGAUGAGAGUAAGGAGAGCGCCAAACGCUUGCAACUACUCGAUCGCAAAGUGGCCGAGCUGCGCAGGAUGCACGGAGAACUGCUGCCAGCACGCAAGAUCGAGGAGCUGUACGCCUCGCUGGAGCGCAAGCACAUAGAAAUCUACAUCCAACGCUCACGUCGCCUCUACGCCAGCACUCCGAUGCGCAAGGCACUGCUCACGUGGAGCGUAACAAAAUUUGAAAUGGUGGCUUUGGCUGAUCACUCGCUGCACGGGCCUGAGCGUAUGCGUGAGCUGCUCUGUGAGAUCGACUCUGUCAGCCCCUUUCCCAGAGAUGGACUGCCUCUAGUAGUGCAGUGGUGUCGUGCUGUCUCAUUCAAAAUGAACGCUUUUUUGGUGAGAAUCCGGGAUUACCCACGAUACCUGUUUGAGAUUAGGGACUGGGAGAUGUCGGGGCGUCUCAUAGGUACAGAGCAGGACGGUCAGGUGCGUGGACGGCGCAAGGAGGUGGUUCAACUCGGACAACCCUGGGGAGACGUGACCGUUUACCGUAACAUGCCUUCACUCAAAUUGUACUAUGAUGUCACUUCAAACAUAUCACUGUAUACCAUUGUAUGGGGGCCAUGCUGGGACCCAGCAUGGACUCUGAUUGGCCAGGUAGUGGAUUUACUGACCAAGCCCACUGCUGACCCUUCUCCUCUACUGGCUUGGUGGGAUAAAAGUAGGUUGCUCCUGCAUGGACGCUGGUGCAUGGACAUCGAUCAAGCCAACCUGCACCAGCUUGCCACCGAGGACCCCUAUAACACUACAGAAAACAUGCACUGGGAGUGGAACAAGCUCAACUUUGACUGGAACCCUGGACAGUUUGUCUUUAAGGGUGACUUGGAUGUCAAUGUUAGGACUGCCUCAAAGUAUGAUGAUAUCUGUUUCCUUCACCUUCCCAACCUGUGUAUGACGCUGGACCUGCAGUGGCUUUGCCACGGCAACCCACAUGACCACCACUCAGUAAUGUUGUGCAGUGCAGAGAGCGUGGCUGAUGUCACCUCAGGACAACCACACGACUCCUAUAGGGCCUUCCGCUCAGAAAACCUCAACCUCUCUAUUACAAUGGACCUGAACCAGAACAGCGGCACAGAGCCCAGUCAGCCUCGCAUACUUCUGUAUAGCAGCACUCUGCGCUGGAUGCAGAACUUCUGGGCCACAUGGACCAGUGUCUCACGGCCCAUCUGCAGAGGAAAACUCUUCCACAGCCUCCGGCCCACCCGCAAGAAGCUGGGCCAGCACUACAAACAGCUGUCCUAUACAGCAGCAUUUCCUCAGCUGCAGGUUCAUUAUUGGGCAUCUUUUGCUCAGCAGCGGGGAGUUCAGCUAGAGUGUAAUAAGGGUCAUAUCUUCACCAGAGGAGCACAAAGGCUGAUACCUCAGGCUGGCACGGUGAUGAGGAGGCUGAUCUCAGAAUGGAACGUGACUCAGAUGGUGAGCGAGCUGUCCUUGGUCACGGUGCAUUUGAUGUCCUCCAGUUCAGACGAAACAGCUGACCACCAGAUCAACGCACAGGUGAAGAAGACCCAUUUACUCAGCCUGUCUUCACUCAGCUAUCAGAGACAAAGCAACCGCAUGGAAGAGGAAGUCAGUUUAAAGAGCGAGUUCAACGCCUCACACACACACAAGCUGUGUUUGGUGGAUCUGCGUGCUUCAUGGACUGCCACCAACAGGAAUAUUGCCUUUGGUUUGUAUGAUGGUUACAAGAAGGCAGCUGUACUGAAGAGAAAUUUGUCCACAGAGGCACUGAAGGGCCUGAGGAUCGACACACAACUUCAAGCUAAGAAACUUAAACGCUCCAUGUCCACCUACACACCUCACACUGCUCUUUCUCCCCCGAUUGCACCUCCUGCCAAUCGCACAGAGAAGAACCAGAAUGAAGGCACAUCCAUGCUGCAGAAGCUGAUCGAGGAGACGGAUAAGUUUGUGGUGUUUUCUGAAGAGGACGCUGGAGUGAGUGACCAGCUGAGCGGAAUUGCCGCAUGCCAGAGAGACGACGUGUACAACCACAACUGGUGCAUUGAACUUGUCAACUGUCAGAUGAUGCUGCGAGGCACUGAGACAGCAGGGUGUGUGCUUGUUUCGGCUGCGAAAGCUCAGCUGCUGCAGUGUGAACAUCAUCCAGCUUGGUAUAAUGAUACACUGAAGCAGAAGACCACUUGGGCCUGCUCACUGGACUGUAUGCAGUAUUUUGCCACCAUGGAGCCCAAUCCUUCAGAACAGGAGGAUGGGCAAUUGUGGUUAGAGGUAAAAAACAUUGAGGAGCACAGGCAACGGAUCUUGGACUCUGUGCAGGAACUGAUGGAGAGCGGGCAGGCCGUGGGAGGCAUGGUCAGCACCACUACAGACUGGAACCAGCCGUCACAUGUGCAGGAGACUCAGCAGGUCCAGCGCAUUAUCUCACGUUGCAGCUGUCGCAUGUACUACAUCGGCUACAGUCACGACAUUGACCCAGAGUUAGCUACUCAAAUCAAACCUCCAGAAAUACGUGAUCAACAUGAAAAAGAGGACCUGCUUAAGAAACAGGCUGGUGCAGUAGAUACCUUCACCCUUAUUCAUAAUGAUUUGGAGAUCUCCACCAACCCAGUGCAGUAUGCAAUGAUUCUGGACAUAGUCAACAACCUCCUGCUACACGUGGAACCCAGACGCAAGGAGCACAGUGAGAAGAAACAGCGUGUGCGCUUCCAGCUGGAGAUCUCCAGCAAUCCUGAGGAGCAGCGCAGCAGCAUUCUUCACCUGCAGGAAGCCGUUCGCCAGCAUGUGGCUCAGAUCCGUCGACUCGAAAAGCAGAUCUACUCCAACAUAAGGUCCCAACCUGAGGAACUAAGAGGAGAUGAGCUGUCUGACAUCAACAUGCGCCUGCAGAACCAGCUCAAUCAGGAGAAGACUGACCUGCAAAUGAAAAGUGAGGAGCUCAACAUCCUCAUCAGAUGUUUCAAGGACUUCCAGCUGCAGCGGGCGAAUAAGCUUGAACUGCGAAAACCUCCAGAAGACGUGAGUGUGGUGCGUCGUACCGAAAUCUAUUUUGCUCAGGCACGCUGGUGUCUCACGGAGGAGGACGGCCAGCUGGGUAUCGCUGAGCUCGAGCUGCAGAGGUUCAUGUACAGCAAGCUGAACAAAUCUGAUGACACGGCAGAACAUCUUCUGGAACUUGGCUGGUUCACUAUGAAUAACCUGCUUCCCAAUGCUGCUUAUAAGCAUGUCAGGGUGGUGUUGCGUCCUCAGAGCGCCUGCCAAUCAGGACGCCAGCUUGCCCUCCGCAUCUUCAGCAAAGUUCGUCCCCCUGUGGGCGGGAUUUCAGUCAAAGAGCAUUUUGAGGUCAACGUGGUCCCACUUACCAUUCAGCUGAUGUACCACUUCUUUAAGCGAAUGAUGGGGUUUUUCUUCCCCGGAAGAAAUGUUGAGGAGGAAGAAGUUGGAGAUGAAGAGGAUAAGUUACGAAUGGUCACCACAGGUGUUGUAAAACCACGGCAACUAUCUGAGGACUCAAUAGGAGGGCUGGGCCCCAGUAAAGGAGUCACCCAGGGAAUUAAUCGCACAUCCGGGGUCAGGAGGUCAUUUCGUAAACCACCAGAGUAUCCUAUUGAUGAUAUUGAUAAAAUGAAAGAGAGAGCUGCAAUGAACAACUCGUUCAUCUACAUAAAAAUCCCUCAGGUUCCCCUUUGUGUCAGCUACAAGGGUGAAAAGUCCAGUGUUGACUGGAAGGAUUUGAACCUGGUGCUGCCCUGUUUGGAGUAUCACAACAACACCUGGACGUGGCUGGAUUUCGCCAUGGCUGUGAAAAGAGACAGUCGAAAGGCUCUGGUUGCUCAGAUGAUUAAAGAGAAGCUGCGUCUGAAGCCUGCCUCGGCUUCCGAGUCUCGUGGAAAAGCAGCAGAAGGAAAGUCUGACAGCGGCCUGAAGCAGAUGGAGGAUGAGAAAGCGCGGCUACUGAUCGGCCUCAGCACCACAGACAAGAGCUCCGGCAAGAAGAUCUUCAGCCGCAACAAGUGAUUCCUUUCUGACGAUACAACAUUUUUUAUUUUUAUUUUGGUGGACCAUGAUGAAGUGCUGAGCAAAGCUUUCGAUUUUAACUGUAUUUCAAGUAGAGUUAUUGAGACUUUGAGGUCCAUCCUGGCUGUGGGUUUCUUACACCCUGAGGAGACAUCCUCAUGUGUCUCAGUGCUGAUAGAAUUAAGGCCAGAUUGAUCAUCACCCUGCUGUUUUUUUUAAGGGAUUAUUGUUCAAUUCUCACACACUCUUUUGUGCCAUAAGUGUUUCACAUUUUAUCGUAGUUCACUGCAUUAUACACGGUCUUUACUUAUCAGGAUAAACAUUUCAGCGAGCCCUCAGGUGUUUAAAAUGUUAGAGUUGUGUUUAUGACAGAAGCAAAGUAUCGAAUGCACAAAAUAGUUGUGUUUUAAUGACUGCCAACAUCUCUCCUGCUGGCCCAGGAGAUCCUGCAGAGUCUAACGGAGGGUAUUGCUCCACAUUUUAUGCACUUCGAAAAAACCAAGAGGGAUCAGCAAUGGGUUUCACUCCAGAGGUCUACUUAAUAUAAUAUUUCACGUAGCUAAAAAUGCAUUUACAUUCACUUACCUAAUGCCUUGACCACUUAACAAGUUGCACUGUCACUGAAAAGGCCCUUAAGAAUCGAUUCUAUAAAUAUCUAACUGUAAUUCCAGAAAGUAGCAGGUAUUUAAUAUAAUAUUAUUGUUGCUCUAAGAUUUACUGUACUAACAUUUGUGCAAUAUCAUGACACAAAGUAAAAUGAAUAUCUGUUGA
Messenger RNA from Silurus meridionalis, 7698 nucleotides. Its product is annotated as protein KIAA0100-like. The transcript is spliced from 41 exons. Bases 256 to 6927 code for a protein of 2223 amino acids. NCBI's taxonomy places the organism in Eukaryota, Metazoa, Chordata, Actinopteri, Siluriformes, Siluridae. The record is from RefSeq and is a predicted model, not a curated record.